This is a messenger RNA of Seminavis robusta, 1784 nucleotides long. The record is from the annotation of a GenBank genome assembly. Lineage: Eukaryota; Bacillariophyta; Bacillariophyceae; Naviculales; Naviculaceae.
GGGAGGAUUGUUCUUGGAUCAGCCGAAGGGAGGAUUGUUCUUGGAUCAGCCGAGAUGCAGAGCCUCAGUGUGCGCAAAGUAGCUACGAACUCGAUAGCUGCUACAGUAGAACCAGAACCAGAAAGCAGAAGCAGAAGGCUAAUUUGUUAGUAAUUAGUGGCCAACGUGGCAAAAUCAAGAAGGCCAGCCAGCUGCAGGUACGCACAUAAUAUGAAUGUAAUUGCAAUUCUUGCUGCCGUAGCCCAGGCUAUGAAGGCUAAUUAGAUGGGAGGACCAAAGGCCCAAAGGCUGCUUCUUCGGUCGAAAAGCACCGUAAGAAAGCGCUCGCAGACAGUGCGGUGCUGGUAUCCUAUGCCCAGACCCUACCGGUUCUGUAGCUAUUAGCAGAGGGUCAAGCUCAUCAAACAUCAAACAAUGUUUUAGAAAAUACUCAGUACUGGUACUGGAUUAUAAGAUUACUCGAGUAGCUCCGUACUCGAUUACGCUGUUGCCUCGUAGAUUGGACCUUUACUAAUUGUGGCACUGUCAGCUAUUGUCUCAUAACUUCAUAAGCUGCUCAUAACACUCUCAUAACAUGCUUAUACAAGCAGCAAUGAUUCACACUUGGCCCUGAAGAUGGAUAAUUGCCAGUUGACAUUUAAUAGGGUUCGUUCCCCUGAAGAACUCAGAAAAAGGUGACGAUGUGACUGGAUGAGCUCUGGAUGUGCCUGGGAAAGUGUCGAUGUGGCUGGAAAUAAAGAGAACUUUUCCUAGGUGGCUGCUCUUCUUAUUACUCUGAGAGAAGGGAGCUGAAGGGAUUCGUUUGGGGUGACUUUUCGCAGCUCUUUUCGCUGGAUAUGGGCGUUAGGUCAAAUAAUCACAGGGUCGGAAAAGUCCCACUCAACAAAGAAAAGAACCAACCAACGAACUCUAGAAAGAAACGAUGAUUCGUCUGGUUCCCACUGGAAAGUGCCAGGUGCCAGCUUGAUUGAGACCUUCUUAUCACUUAUGCCAGUGCUCGCCAGUUUGGUGUUUGGUGCUCUCCUAUUCUAGCUAGUACCCGGGAGCUGCAAGGUUUGGAGGGCGGCAAUCUUGCAACGCAUCUUUCCCCGGUCCAAUGCUACUACUAGUAAAGUACCAGGACUUACAUCUUCUGUGGUGGCCAAGCGAAGAGCAUAUUCAUACCGGUAACUCUGCAUUCUUGAGACGAGAGUUCGCUUUUUGCACAUCCCUUUUUUCCUAACCUCACCCUCUCACAAAAAACAAAAACCUAAACUUCGAAAUCAGAAUCACUUUUCCGCCCUGAUAACAUACACAUUCACAUUCACUCUUCACCAUGUCCAAGCGCCCACAAAGCUCAAAUCCUCCCAACACUAACGACGGCUGUGGAAAUGGAUUCAGUUUGACCGCUGCUCUGGCCCAAGGGGCCCUCGCCGCCUCGUUCCCCCCGAGCUUGGCAUUGUCUCCAACACAGAUCAACGAACGGUCCAACAUGAGCAGAACUCGAAUCCUUGCAAUCCUUGAGGAUGCACUUCAGAUCAUUGACGGGGAAUUCGACGACGGCAAUGAUUCUCUGCGCUUUGGGGAAGAGAGACUAUCAGCCCAGUGAGGUGCAAGCAAGAUUUCAUUGGCUCGACAGUUUGUGGAUGAAGGUAGCGGCACAGCAGGCAAACCACCGCACCAUACCAACGAUCAAGGAGCCACGUCCCUUCUUUGUCUUGCAUUGCAUUAUACACAUUGCACAAUUGUACCCUUCAUAUACAUUCUUAACGAUACUCUACUAUAGACCACAAGUUUCAUCAAUC